GGAUUGUAACUGAAGGGGAAAUCAAAUCUUAGGAAACGCCGGAUAAGGCAUUGCAUGACUCAUGAUUUGAAAGACUGAGCUUGGAAUUUCCUCAAUUUUGGUUGCCAUCAUCGCCCUCUUUUCUCUUUGAGAUCCUCUUUCGGAUUCCCCAAAGAAUUCCCCUAUUUUUAAAAUAAAAAAGCCUGGAUCUUCGUUUCACACAGUCUCUGCACAUAUCUAUUCAUUUCAUUUUUAAAAUAUAAUUUCAUUUUUUAGUUGUCAGAAUUUGGUUGAGUCUCUCCUCUCACGGUCUCUAUAUACCCUUCUAAUUGCAUUUUUGUUUCUCCACAAACCAACUUAAAGAUCCUCGCUUUUUCCAUCUGGGCAUAGAAAUUUUCAAUCUUUUCCCGUUCCCCACUAGACAUAGCUUCUAUUUAUUGGUAAGAGGGUGUCUUGUGCUGUGUGAUUGCUUGUAAAUGGCCAAUGCAUCUGGGUUUUUUACACCUUCGGUUCCCAGCCUGAGGCGUCGGAUUCAGCCCCCGGCUGGCGUUUCUCGAUCUGGGUUUUCCUUAUCUGAGCGAAUCUUCAAGAGGAUGGUAUGCUCCAGUACUGUUGAAGGUGCAGAAAGGCAUGUUUCUACAUCUGAAUCGCGUCUCCCAAGGCUUGUCAGUAGAGGCUGCAAAUUAGUUGGUUGUGGCUCAGCAGUGCCAGCUCUCUCAGUUUCCAAUGAUGAUCUUGCAAAAAUAGUUGAUACUUCGGAUGAAUGGAUCUCUGUUCGCACUGGAAUUCACAAUCGGCGGGUUCUUUCAGGAAGGGAUAGCUUAACAAGUCUAGCAGUUGAAGCUGGUAGGAAAGCUCUUGAGAUGGCAGAUGUUGAUCCUGAUGAUCUUGACCUAGUUUUGUUGUGCACAUCUACACCAGAAGAUCUAUUUGGUGGUGCUCCACAGGUCCAAAGAGUGCUUGGAUGCAGAAAAACCCCUUUGGCCUAUGAUAUUACAGCUGCAUGCAGUGGAUUUGUGUUAGGACUAAUCUCGGCUGCUUGUCAUAUUCGGGGGGGUGGAUUUCAUAAUGUUUUAGUGAUUGGGGCUGAUGGUCUUUCUCGAUUUGUUGAUUGGACUGACAGAGGGUCCUGUAUUCUCUUUGGGGAUGCAGCUGGUGCAGUAGUGGUACAGGCCUGCAACAGCGAAGAGGAUGGUUUGCUUAGCUUUGACUUGCAUAGUGAUGGUGAGGGUGGAAGACAUCUCAAUGCGGUCAUGAAAGAAAAUAAAACAGAUGAUAUGUUGGGUUCUAAUGGUUCAGUGUUUGACUUCCCUUCCCAAGGUUCCUCUUAUUCCUGCAUUCAGAUGAAUGGCAAAGAAGUUUUUCGCUUUGCCGUGCGAUGUGUUCCGCAGUCAAUCGAGUCGGCCUUAGAAAAGGCAGGUCUUACUGCCUCCAGCAUCGACUGGUUGCUGCUCCAUCAGGCAAACCAGCGAAUCAUUGAUGCAGUUGCAACGCGGUUAGAAUUCCCCCAGGAACGGGUCAUAUCAAAUUUGGCAAACUAUGGAAAUACAAGUGCUGCGUCCAUUCCAUUAGCACUGGAUGAGGCCGUUAGAGGCGGGAAGGUGAAGCCAGGGCAUACCAUUGCAACUGCAGGUUUUGGUGCAGGUCUGACAUGGGGUUCUGCUAUUGUCAGAUGGGGAUGAAAACUUGCCUUUCCCUGCCAAUCAACGAUACACAACAGAGAACAGAAAAUCAUUACGACAACCAGCUCUUCAAACCUUGCUUCGUGUUCCAUAUGUAACGCAGAUGCAUAGGGAAGGUUUGGGUUGCCUACUCUUCAUGAGCUCCAUUUUGUUGAGAUUUUACAAUUUAGUUGUUGAACAUCAAAUAAGCUUUUAUUCUUUCCCUUCAAGUCCUUUACCUACCCUUUUCACAUCCUCUGUACAACCAUAAUGAGCAGCAUGAACAUUUUUCAUUCAAGUAUGAAUUCUAUA
This is a messenger RNA of Rubroshorea leprosula, 1952 nucleotides long. NCBI's taxonomy places the organism in Eukaryota, Viridiplantae, Streptophyta, Magnoliopsida, Malvales, Dipterocarpaceae. The record is from the annotation of a GenBank genome assembly.